Molecule: messenger RNA, 2329 nt
Organism: Juglans microcarpa x Juglans regia
Lineage: Eukaryota; Viridiplantae; Streptophyta; Magnoliopsida; Fagales; Juglandaceae
Product: pentatricopeptide repeat-containing protein At1g31920
Exons: 1
Coding region: 489-2306 (605 amino acids)
Biological process (GO): RNA modification
Molecular function (GO): RNA binding; zinc ion binding; protein binding
Source: RefSeq, a predicted model, not a curated record
AUUUAGAAACUGGAAAAAAGAGGAAUACGAGGGAGCCAACCCCUUUCUCCAAAAGACACAAACAUUAUCCUAUCCAGAAUCUGCUUGUCCCAUAAUCUGACACACUUUUUCUGGCUGCCAUUCUUUUGCCAAUUUCAUGGAUGACAUUCAAAAUCCUCUCCAAUCAACUCUACUCAAGCUGCUUCCUUCCUCGACGAACAUAACUACUGCUAUUACUCAAAUGUUUUUCCCCUUUCUGGAUUUCCCUUACUCGAAUGUUUUUGUUACUUUGUAGCCUGUUUGAUCGAUACUCAUCUCCUUUGAUCCGUCAUAGAUCAGAAGCCUUACACUUUCACAGGGUCAUUUUCUCUCACUUUUCGUCUUAUGUUUUUCCCAACUAGAUGAUAGUUUCGUGAAUGAAAUGCUGGGUUCGCCUGUCAUUCCUUUCUUAACUGUGCUUCGCCGAUAAUAACAAUCCAGAUUGGUAUUGUCAUGGUGUGGAUGACAGGAUGACUAGGACAUCGGUCCUUAACCAAAUUCAUCUAUUGUUGCCACCAAAAGAUUCAUCAAAAAGUACAGAAUUCAACUUGAGAUUGAGGGACCAAGAUUGCUUGUCCCUAUUGAAGAGAUGCAAAAGUAUGGAAGAAUUCAAACAAGUCCAUGCCCAAAUGCUGAAACUGGGCCUCCAUUGUGACUCCUUCUGUUCAAACAAUCUUGUGGCCUCUUGUGCUCUUUCGAAUUGGGGCAGCAUGGAUUAUGCCUGCUCUAUUUUCCGGCAAAUCGAGGACCCGGAUACUUUUGUGUUCAACACCAUGAUCAGAGGGCAUGCCAAGGAUGCGAGCUUUGAGGAAGCUUUCCUUCUUUAUUAUGAGAUGUUUGAUAGAGGAAUUGAACCUGACAAUUUCACUUACCCGGCUCUUCUCAAGGCAUGUGCCCGGAGACGGGCACUUGAGAAAGGGAUGCAAAUCCAUGGACAUAUAUUCAAACUUGGACUUGAAGUUGAUGUCUUUGUGCAGAACAGCUUAAUCAGCAUGUAUGGAAAAUGUGGGAAGAUAGAGCUUGCUUGUGAUGUUUUUGAGUUAAUGGAUCAGAAGACUGUUGCCUCUUGGAGUGCUAUUAUUGGAGCUCAUGCUAGUUUGGGUUUAUGGUGUGAGUGCUUGAUGCUUUUUGGGGAAAUGAAUCGUGAGGGAUGUUGGAGGGCUGAAGAAAGCAUAUUAGUCAGUGUGCUUUCCGCCUGCACUCGUUUGGGUUCUUUUGAUUUGGGAAGGUGCACGCAUGGGUCCUUGUUGAGGAACAUUAGUGGAAUCAAUGUUAUAGUAGAAACUUCUUUGCUAGACAUGUAUGUAAAAAGUGGGUGCUUAGAGAAAGGGUUGAGUAUCUUUCAAAACAUGGCCAAGAAGAACCAAUUCUCCUACACUGUGAUGAUCUCGGGGCUCGCCAUGCACGGACGCAGUAGGGAAGCUCUAAAAGUUUUCUCGGAAAUGCUUGAAGAAGGUAUGGUACCGGAUGAUGUUGUUUAUGUGGGAGUGUUGAGUGCUUGUAGUCAUGCUGGUCUUGUCAAGGAGGGUCUUCAAUGUUUUGACAGGAUGAAAUACGAGCAUGGGAUUGAUCCGACAAGUCAACAUUAUGGUUGUCUGGUCGACCUCAUGGGGCAAGCUGGGAUGCUCAAUGAAGCAUCCGAGCUUAUCAACAGCAUGCCCAUUGAGCCGAAUGAUGUUGUGUGGCGGAGCCUGCUUAGUGCAUGCAAAGUUCAUCAUAACUUGGCACUAGGGGAGAUUGCAGCUAAGAACCUGGGCCAAUUGAAGUCACAGAAUCCCAGUGAUUAUGUGAUACUAUCCAAUAUGUAUGCGCGAGCACAAAGGUGGGAGGAUGUGGCUAGAAUCCGGACAGAAAUGGUUGAUAAGGGCAUUGAGCAGAAGCCGGGGUGCAGCCUAGUUGAGGUGAAGAGAAAAGUCCAUAAGUUUGUUUCCCAAGAUAUGUCUCAUCCUCAAUGUCAUGGCAUUCACGAGAUGAUCCACCAGAUGGAAUGGCAGCUGAAGUUUGAAGGCUAUUCCCCAGACACAUCACAGGUGUUGCUUAAGGCGGAUGAAGAAGAGAAGAGGGAGAGAUUGAAAGCUCAUAGCCAAAAAUUGGCAAUUGCUUUUGCACUCAUACAUACAUCUUGGGGGUCUCCCAUUCGGAUAGCUAGGAAUCUCAGGAUGUGUAGUGACUGUCACACAUACACUAAAUAUAUUUCAAUGAUUUAUGAACGAGAGAUUACUGUAAGAGACCGUUAUAGGUUCCACCAUUUCAAGAAUGGAACUUGUUCUUGUAGUGAUUACUGGUGAAAUUGAUUAUUUUUCCUGCCCCA